AUGUCGACGUGGAUCGCGUUGGGUGAUUAAAAUGGGCCACGAGAACAAACGCGGAUACUUGAAACAGCGAUGUCACGGCAUUCUCAUGUAAAAACUCGAGCCUCCUGUCAAAUAUCAAUGGAGAUGCCGCGUUGGCAUAUGAAUUAGACUCUGACGUUGAAAAUCGUGUCACGGGUCAUUGCGUAAGCCUCACGCGAAAUAAUUUUCAGGGCGGCCAGAAGAACGUGUUCAGGAUGCGUCGAGGAAACUAAUGAGAAUACCAUUCGUUGUGACAUUUGUUACGCUUCAAAGAAAUGUUAAUCGUUUCUGCUCCUAAUGAAUCGAAGAAAUUCCGAACGCAUCGACAGAAAAUUGUUCCAACAUUGUUCCAUUAACGACGGUCGAUCCUUAUUUUUACUUAAAAAAAGAACUUAACUAGAUUGCCUCUUUAUCUGUUCGAAUUUUAAAGUAAUUCUUUCUUAAAUACAAACGUACUAUAACGUGCUAUGAAAUUACGUUGAUUUGCCAAAUAUGUAAAAUUAUCUAGAAUUUAAUGAACUAAAGUCAUUAAUGACAGACUAACUAAACAUAAUAUGAAUUCAGUUAGAGGAUAUCAGUCUUAUUUUUCGUAGUUUAAGUUUAAUACAUAUUUGUCCAGCAAAAAAAUUGGAUAAGACGUUUGUCUCGAACAGAUCUUCGAUAAAAAUUGGCACAAAAUUAAUAUCGGAAUCUUCAAGGAUAAACUGCUAGUAUACGUUGAUUGCGACUACGUUGGCACGCAAGAUCUGAAUCCACGAGGACCAAUCAAAGCGGAUGGCGAAGUCUCAAUAUCGAAGAUAUCGCACAGCAAACAUACUGUACCGGGUUUACCUGGCUUAGCUGGUUUACCUGGACCACCUGGACCAAUCGGAGAACCCGGUUUACCUGGCAGGCCGGGUUUACGCGGACCACCUGGAGAACAAGGCAAAUCAGGGCCACAAGGAUUUACCGGUGCACGGGGAUUUCCUGGAAAUUCUGGUCCCAAAGGACCAAUUGGUCUGCCUGGAAUAAAAGGAGAAAACGGUGAAAGAGGAGACAUGGGAUUUCCGGGAUUGAAAGGAGAUCAAGGUUUACCAGGACCACGUGGUUAUCCAGGUCUUCCAGGUCCUCCAGGUCCACCACGAAAUAUCAGUGACUAUCGUGACAUCAUACCACGAUUUGUAGGGCCACCAAGUCUUCCAGGAUAUCCGGGUCAAAAAGGAGAGCAAGGGGAACGCGGUGACAAAGGGGAACAAGGUCAAAAAGGUGAACCAGGAGAAAAAGGUAAUCCAGGACAAGAUGGGUCUCCUGGAUCAGAAGGGAAGCCAGGGGUUGAUGGUUUUCCUGGGCCUAAAGGAGAAAUAGGAUUUCCAGGAAUACCAGGUCUUCAGGGAUUACCAGGUUUUCGUGGUGAAACUGGAGCACCCGGUUUAGCCGGAAUUCAGGGUCCAAAAGGAGAACCUGGGGAACCUGGUCGCGAUGGUUUACCAGGUUCAAUAGUCGGAUCCAUUGUACCAGGACCACCUGGUCCUGAAGGCCCCCCUGGUUCACCAGGAGAAGAUGGUUUACCAGGAAUGAAAGGAGAACCUGGUCUUGUUGGUUCACCAGGUCUUCCUGGAUUGCAAGGAAAGAAUGGUCCUCCUGGUUCUCCGGGGCCUCCAGGAUCGCAAGGUUUACCCGGUUUACCUGGGGAAGUAGGUGCCCCAGGUCCUCGAGGAAUCGAAGGUACUGUUGGAAAAUCAGGACUACCAGGAUUCAAUGGACGACCUGGAGAAAAAGGCGAUAAAGGUCAGCAAGGAGAACAAGGUCCUGUUGGACCACGUGGUUUACCUGGAAAUCCCGGUACAUCAGGUUUACCUGGAGCCGCUGGUAUUCCAGGAUUAGACGGACGACCAGGUCCACCUGGUCCUCCAGGUUCUCCUGGGCCACCAGGUCCACCAGGAAUGGUUUCAGACAUGUUAAGUACAAAUAGCGUGUUGGAAACUAUCGGCAGUCCAGGCAUUAGUGGACCAAGAGGUGUGCCAGGUACUCCAGGAUUACCAGGUGAGAGAGGACCUCCCGGAGAACGAGGUCCACAAGGUCAAAUAGGACUACCAGGAAUGCCAGGGAAAGAUGGAGCGCCGGGGCUUCAAGGUCUACCAGGUGUCAGAGGACAAACAGGAAUGCCAGGAGUCCAAGGACCACCAGGCCGAAGUAUCUCCGAAUCAGAAAUUCGAGAUAUAUGUGCCAAUGUGUUAAGAGGUGGAUAUCUAUUACUCUGCACAUUGAUAACACGUUUAAGAAAUAUAGGAAAAGUUGGAAUUGCUAGCCAGAGCAACAAUAUUCACGGAACACAUGACGUGGCCAGUUCUUGGCACAAUGAUUACGUGGAAAAGUAA
Molecule: messenger RNA, 2375 nt
Organism: Heterotrigona itama
Lineage: Eukaryota; Metazoa; Arthropoda; Insecta; Hymenoptera; Apidae
Source: the annotation of a GenBank genome assembly